AUGUCUUCUGAGAACUUCCACUUUCCAAACAUACACAAUACCAUCGCCAAAAGUGUCCAGCAUGCGAUAGACUCACAUCUCAUGUCAAAUACAGCUAAUCCAUUCAACACUUUGGAGGGUGGAUACUCACUUCAGUGGUACAGGCCUGAACUCUGGAUAGACGCCUGUGAGAGCGAUGCCGACUGCGACCGCGAUUGCGACAGCGACAGCGACCCCGACAGCGAUGCCGAGGCCGACAGCGAUGCCGAUGCCGAUAGCGACAGCGACCCCGACAGCGACAGCGACAGCGAUCAAGCGCCCGUGAGAGCGACAGCGAUGCCGACAGCGAGAGCGAUGCCCGCGAUCUCGCUCUCAGCCCGCUGUGGGUGCAUCCUCGAAGAGCCACACUUCCCCCUACAGCUGAGUUGGAGCACCGGGUGA
This is a messenger RNA of Epithele typhae, 420 nucleotides long. RefSeq lists its product as uncharacterized. The transcript has 3 exons. The record is from RefSeq and is a predicted model, not a curated record. Bases 1 to 420 code for a protein of 139 amino acids. Lineage: Eukaryota; Fungi; Basidiomycota; Agaricomycetes; Polyporales; Epitheliaceae.